UGGAGUGGGCUGCAGAGCGCUGAGCUGACCCUACUUCUCCUUUAGGGCUGCCGUGGUGCCCGCCUGAUCGCAGGGCAGGUAACCAGGUGAGUCCAGGCGGGGCAGCUCCGGGGCGGGGAGACGAAGCCGGGGUUUCUCCAAAGACCCGGCGCAGUCGAUUCCCACACCCCCCCCCCCCCCCCCGGGGGACCGUUGCUAUGGAAACCAGAGCGCCGGGCCGGCAGAGAUUGUGGCUUCCGUGUCGUGACUCAUCUUCUCUCUCCCCGAGACCCUCGACCAAGGUUUCGAGUGCGACUGCUUCCUGAACGAACCUGCCCUCCUGCCCGCGGGAGACAGUUUUCCAUGACAUAGCCUGGCAGAAAAAUGCAGCCUUUAUGCCUCACUGGCCGCUGACCCACCGGCCUGAUGACAGCACCCCCGUGUACCUUCCCGGUUCAGUUCCGGCAGCCCUCAAUCAGUGGCCUCUCACAGAUCACAAGCAGCCUAUAUAUCAGCAAUGGGGUGGCUGCCAACAACAAGCUCAUGCUCUCCAGCAACCACAUCACCACGGUUAUCAACGUCUCAGUGGAGGUGAUGAACACUGUAUACGAAGACAUCCAGUAUGUGCAGGUGCCUGUGGCCGACACACCUGUCUCGCGUCUCUUUGACUUCUUUGACCCCAUCGCUGACCACAUCCACAGUGUGGAGGUGAAGCAGGGCCGCACGCUGCUGCACUGUGCUGCCGGCGUGAGCCGCUCAGCCGCUCUCUGCCUCGCCUACCUCAUGAAGUAUCACGCCAUGUCCCUGCUGGACGCCCACACGUGGACCAAGUCGUGCCGGCCCAUUAUCCGGCCCAACAAUGGCUUUUGGGAGCAGCUCAUCCACUAUGAGUUCCAGCUGUUUGGCAAGAACACUGUGCACAUGGUCAACUCCCCUAUGGGAGUGAUCCCUGACAUCUAUGAGAAGGAUGUCCGUUUGAUGAUUCCGCUGUGAGCCAUCCCACCAGCACCUGCACCAGGGCCAGAGGUACAGAUCUGUCAUUGAUCCAACACCAAGAUCUGAACUUGAACAUUCUACUUUUGUUGAUAAAGAAAAAUCCAGAUGAUGCCUUUUAUAAGGGCAAGGACAAAGGAAGGGUGCUGCCGCCUUAACCUCGUAAUCCAUAUCUUUAAAGAUGAGACUUACUAAAUGUAAAAUGAUGAAGGUGAGUUUCCUACCCUGUGAGUGACUCCUGGCCAGAGGGGAGGGUGAGGCUGAUGGUGCCCAAGUCAAAUAGACCAACGCCCAAUGUGUUAUGGCAAGCCUGGGACCCUGCAGCCGUCCCCGAGACCGACUAACCCAGGAAGGGGUCUGCCACAGUCCCACUUCAUUCUUUUUGAACCCAGAACUAGAACCUUAAGCAUCAUGACACCUCCUGUGCUGCUCACAGUAAAUGCCAACCUACUGGAUAAGUGGCCUUCAAGCGGUGCUCUGGGGGCCCCAGGCCAACCCUGCUUCCACCUUCAACCAUGGGAGCCCAACUCUGUUUUUCUAGAUUGGACUUACUCAUAAGAUAGUUUUCAAAGAAAGCAUUCAACUGUAUAAAAACUCUUAAAUUUUUUUGAGUGCUGUUAUACAUGGCCUCAAAGUGCCCUUGGUGACCGCCUACCAGUCUUUGAUGAAAUGUAGCAUUAGUCUCCUUCUCUGGGCCACGUGUGGAGAGUGGACCUGACAUUAGGCCUCAAGGAUUCCUCUCACAGGCCUUCACUCAGAAGGCUCAAGCUGCGGACCGGAUCCUAGCCUUGUCACUUCCUCCCCAUGUGAUCUGGAGUGCCUUGGAGCCUCGGUUUCCUCAUCUGUCCAAGCAAUGACAGCCGUUUCUCACAAGGUUGUGGAGAAGAUUCACCGAUUCCUUAGCGCAGUGCCUGGCAUGUGGUAGGCGCUUAGUGUAACCAGCAGCUCUCGCCAUGAAUGAUGCUCUGGCCCUGCUGGUCCAGGUCAGCACAGUCGUUCUCAUAGCAUCAUUUCCCCCAUUGGUGCACAGCCCUUUCCUGUUUACAAAAUGCCCUUCCAAAAAGUCAUCCAGUGUGGAAAAAAAAGAAAAUGGUUUGAGUCCUUUCAGACCCCGCCUUAGAGGAGGCCUAGACUUUGAAGCCUUUAAAAUCAGACUUCCCAUUUUGUGUAAUCAGUGUGCAACCUGGGGGUCCUAAAGCAAGGAGCACACUUCCAGCUUCCCCUCAAAAGGCCUUGUUUAGAUCACUGACCAUUAGAGCCAGUGUCCUGGUCCGGCUGACCCACUGGGGUCCACAGGGGCACAUGCCAAAGAGACAAGUAAGUGAACCCUAUGUAGGCCCUGAAAUCAGGAUUGUUCAGAUCCCCCAGGGGCCUGAGGAUCUGGCUCAAGUCCAGCUAUUCUAAUCCAGAGGUUUUCAGACAAACCAUAGCUGAGAGAAAAGCACAACUACUCAGUGGGUCCAGAGCGGAGUAGAGGUGGCGGCCAACUGCCCUUUCCCUCCAAAGCCACCUCUCCCACACUCCCACAAAGGCGUGCGCAGGGGUGCAAUUUUAGGGUCGGGGAAGAGGAAAGUCACUGUUCUAGACUGAUCUUCUCAUGUUACAGAUGAAUAAACAGACCCACAAGCACCAGGGCUGGUGUAGCAGAGCCCUCACAAAGCAGCCUUUCUGGAAGAAACCCAGAUGGAAAAUUUCUUUUAAAGCAUUUUUAAAGAGAAGUUUAUUUGGAUAUAUAUUGUUUCCAUUUUUAAAAUUUUUAAAUUAUCAUACCGUAAAAUUAACUUGUUCAUAUAUACAGUUAUGUAUGUUUUAACACAUUUCAUGGCUACCUCUACAGUCAAGAGAGAGCAAUUCCAUCACCCAAAAAAUUCCUUUAUGCUGCUCCUUUGUAUUCAGACCUUUGUCCCACCCCAGUCUCUAGCAAACACUGAUCUGUUCUCCUUCCCUAUAGAUUUGCCUUUUCCAGAAUGUCACACACAUUCUGGAUUACAUCCUAAGAGGAUGUAAUCUCUGGAGACUGGCUUCUUUCAGUGUAAUAUCUUUGCGAUUCAUACAUGUCACUUUUUAUGGCUAAGUAGUAUUCCAUUGUAUGGAUAUACCACAGUUUUUUUACAUUCAUUAAUUGAAGGCUAUUUGGGUUGUUUCCAGUUUGGGGCAAUUUUGAAUAAACAUUUAUGUAUAGCUUUUUAUGUGAA
Messenger RNA from Equus caballus (horse), 3167 nucleotides. The record is from RefSeq and is a predicted model, not a curated record. NCBI's taxonomy places the organism in Eukaryota, Metazoa, Chordata, Mammalia, Perissodactyla, Equidae.